Melanaphis sacchari is the source of this 1708-nucleotide messenger RNA. It is a transcript of the gene Hs6st, whose product is annotated as heparan-sulfate 6-O-sulfotransferase 2. The transcript has 6 exons. Bases 235 to 1527 code for a protein of 430 amino acids. The record is from RefSeq and is a predicted model, not a curated record. Gene Ontology annotation, molecular function: heparan sulfate 6-sulfotransferase activity. Gene Ontology annotation, cellular component: membrane. Lineage: Eukaryota; Metazoa; Arthropoda; Insecta; Hemiptera; Aphididae.
UGAAUAUUAUUUGUUAUUUUCAUUAGGUAUCUUUCUUUGUUUAGUGUUGACUACGUUCUCUGAUACAUUAAUCAUGAUACCGUUUUAUGAAUAUUAAAGUCGUUGUCUUAAAAUCUGUUUGCUCUCAUGACAAGAAGAUAUUUUUCUCUCAAUUCGUUUAUGAGCACAAACAUUUAGUAUUAUUUGCCUGUUGGAUUUCGGAUAGAUGAGUCUGUAUGAAAUGAUUGGUAAAAAAUGGGCUUUACCAAUAUAGUUAAACAAUCAGACUGCGAACGGUUGCUGAUAGACAUUCAAAUGAGAAGAAAAAUAGAACAUCGUAUUACCCUUAGAAAACUGGUCAUGUUCUUUGCAUUGUUGACUUUAUUUGGUAUCAUAUAUUUUGGUUAUUUUUGUUCAGACAACCGUUGUUCAUUAUCCUAUAAUCCUAAACCGGCCAUUUAUUCAGAAUGGACAGUAAUGAACCUUCUAUCGACCAAUAUAACUGACUUUAAAAGUGCUAAAGACACAGGUACAGGAGUGAGUUACAAUGAUAUGCAAAGUGAAAACCAAUUACGUUUUGACAUGAAUGCACAUGAUGUCAUGGUGUUUUUGCAUAUACAGAAAACUGGUGGUACAUCGUUUGGGCGUCAUCUUGUUCAAGAUUUAGACUUACAGCGUCCUUGUACAUGUCAAAGAAAAAGAAAGUUAUGUUAUUGUUUCAGACCAAGUCGAAAUGAAAAUUGGCUCUUUAGUCGAUAUUCUACAGGAUGGAAAUGUGGACUCCAUGCAGAUUUUACUGAAUUAACUGGUUGUGUUGAUUCUGAACUUGACAAAAAUGAAGGCAAAUCUAUAAAAAGAAGAUAUUUCUAUCUAACUUUAUUGAGAGAUCCAGUUAGCCGUUAUCUUUCUGAAUACAAACAUGUGCAAAGAGGAGCAACUUGGAGAAUGUCCAGACAUUGGUGUGGGGGUCAUCCAGCAUCACUUGAAGAAUUGCCAAAAUGUUAUAAUGGUACAUUUUGGACAGAUGUAACAUUAAAUUCGUUUGCAGAUUGUCCUUAUAAUUUAGCUGCCAAUCGACAAACAAGAAUGUUGGCAGAUCUAUCUCUGAUUGGUUGUUAUAAUUCUUCAUAUAUGAAUCAAGAGGAACGAAACAGGGUCAUGCUAGCAAGUGCUAAAAGAAAUUUAUUGUCAAUUGCGUUUUUUGGACUUACUGAAUUUCAAAAGUUAAAUCAAUACAUAUUUGAAGAAACAUUUAAUUUAAGAUUUGCAGUAACAUUUACACAACAUAAUACAACUUUAUCUGCCGUUUAUAAAUCUUUAUUAAAUGCUGAAGAGUUAGAAAAAGUGAAAAAAAUAAAUGCAUUAGAUAUUGAAUUGUACAAUUUUGCAAAACAUUAUUUAUUUAGACGAUUUGAAAAAUUACGAGCAAAAAACCCAAAUUUUAAAGAACGGUGGGCACAUUUAGGCCAACUGCCAAGUCAAACUGCCUUUGACUGGGAAAAAGAAGUAGAGACUGAAGCAGCUGACAACGAGGUAAAUUAUACGUAGCAUUAACUUUUUUUGUUAAACAAAACCCAACAAAGAAAAGUAACAGAUCUCUUGUUUAUUUGAAAAAAUGUAUAUUAUAUAAAAAUAUGUAUGCUUUAAUCUUUUCCCGAGCUUGUUCCUGCCAUGCCAAAAUACUAAAAUUAAAUUAAAUGUGUUAAGAUUUAUAUAAUUGAAUACAAUU